Messenger RNA from Anopheles nili, 1869 nucleotides. RefSeq lists its product as uncharacterized. The coding region runs from base 1 to 1362 and encodes 453 amino acids. The transcript is spliced from 2 exons. The record is from RefSeq and is a predicted model, not a curated record. Lineage: Eukaryota; Metazoa; Arthropoda; Insecta; Diptera; Culicidae.
AUGGCUGAGCCUUUUUCAGAAGUGUUAACCAACGAAGACAUCCGAGUGGUGUUGGAGAGAAGCAUGAAAUCCCAUGCAAAAGUGAAAUCGUAUAGCUUGAAACGUUUAAGCGAAGAGCCUAUCGGGUACUUAGCUGAUCACUUAACUCUCUUGGUAGACUUAGCAGAGGACAAUACCAAAGAAUUGGAUUUGAAGAAUGCAGAAGGUCAUACAUCUGUCGCAAAAGUUGCAAACGAAUCGCAUGACGAGAAUGAAAGACUUUCUUUCUUCGUGAAAAUGCUCCCAGAUAGUAACCCGAGCCUAGCUGAGUAUAUCAAGAAAAUGCAUUGUUUCGGAAAAGAAAUAUUCGUGUACAGCAAGUUGCUACCAUUAUUGCUACAUCAAACCAAAGGCAUCGGAGUGGUUGUGGCUAAUUCAUAUCUCACGAAACAGGAAAAACUAAUUGUUUUAGAUGAUUUGAAACACGAAGGCUACAGCAUGAUGAUCAACAGUGGAACGACAUUGCUAAAUCAGGAUCACAUUGAGACGGCUUUGAAAACAAUCGCAAAAUUGCACGCAUUGUCGAUUAUAUACGAAGAACGUACGGGAGUAUCUUUAUCCGAGCUGUCGAUAAAUCUUGCUGAAAACGGUACCAAUAUGCUGGAGGAGAAUGUGUACAUCAAUAGUGCAACGUACGUACGUACGACGAAUUUAGAAAAUUGCAUACAGGUUAUGUGCGAGGUAGCCAAGAGAAUCGACAAGUAUCGUAAUUCCCAGUGCAUUGAGUCCAUCUUAGAACGAAUUCCAGCGCUGGUACGGCGGAUUUACGAUUUAGCUCAACCAUCAAAAGUGUUUCGAAAUGUGCUGAAUCAUGGGGAUUUGUGGUGUAACAACAUAAUGUUUAAGUAUGACACGAUGGUUAAUGGCACAAACACAGCUUUUCCCAUCGAUGCAAAGUUAGUAGAUUUUCAGUUUUCCCGCAUCGCACCACCUGCCUACGAUGUAAUGGCGCUCAUUAUGAUAUCGACUCUGAGCGAUUUUAGAGAACCUCUUUUAGAGCGAUGGAAAAAUUUAUAUUACGACAGUUUGGCAUCGUAUCUGGCAUUAAAUGACCUGGAUGCGGAAGAACUUCUUCCGCGAUCUGUGUUCCUUGAGUCCUGUGUGCACUAUCAUUUGGCAGGAUUGAUAGAAAGCUGUAUGUAUUUCCAUUGGCCACCGGAGCAGGAUUGUUACGAGAAAAGUGAUGUAGAUAACGAUGAAGAUUGUAAACCAAAUUCCGCCGUAUUUGUGCGUGCUAGCAUGCGAGGGUUUGAAAAAUACGAACAGUAUCGUCUACGAAUCAGUGAUAUGGUUACGCAAAUUGUUGACAAUUACGUGUUAUAAAAAUAAAUAUUCUUUCAAAAUAGUCAGAGAGUCAGAGAUGAGUAAGAAAGGGCAUUUUUAAGGAAAUUGUUUAUGAAUCCACUUAGAACAGUUGAUAGCUUUGUACAUUCGACAAAUUAUACGAUAUAUUGUGCGUACGCAUAAGCUUGGAUACAUGGUUUGUGGAGGUAAGAAUAAAUGUGUAUAUUUUUGGAAGGUAAACACAUAUCUUACGAGGGCGUCUGGUAUUAUUUUAUUAAAGAGCUUAUUAUUUGACCCUUCUUAUCGUUAGUGUCGAAGCACAGUGGUAUAAACACGCACUUAAAAAUGCUCGCCCUAACAUCUUGAGUGCCGCGUCACCCAAAAAGUAGGUGACGGCAAAUUUUCAAUAACACCAUGUCACCCAUUUUUGGGUGUUGAGAAAAACGCUUGAAUUUAAAAUGCAAUUUUUUUAAUAUUUAAAACAGCUAUUAUUCUUAAAUAUCCAAUUUAUGACAAAACAGAAAUACGAAUGAACGUAAAGAAAGC